AGCAGAGGUGACAGGGUGAGGAGGAAAGGCAGCAUUCGCGACCGCCACUGUACUGCCUGCUACGGCGCGGAGCGGAACGAGGCGUCUUCGGUUGUUCAACAGAGGUCAAAUCUGAUGAAGAUAUUCUGAGGGAACCGUUCUUUACUUGGCCCGACACAUUUGUCCUUCAUUAUGUUCUGCAGAAGCAUCACCUGGUUCACCUGCGUUUUUAUGGCAGUAGUCAUAGCUUCUGACUGCAAUGACAGAGGUUUCAUUACAGGAUUCGAUCCUGAAGUCACAGUUGAUCAGUUAAGAACCGACAGUCCAGAGUUGUCUACAACAACAGAACGAGCUCAGAAGGUUGAGGGGAGCACAGCUGCGGACCUGGCCACCCUGCUCGACGCCGGUGAUGGAGCUGUGGUGACGCUGGUGGCGGGUGACACGAGGCUGGUGGCGCUUCGGGCCGUGCUGGCUGCCAGAAGUCCCGUGUUCCAGAAAAUGUUCCAGCACAACCCGCUGGAGGCCAGCGGCGGCUGGGUCGUCAUCCCAGACGUGGAGGGCCCGGUGCUGCGCCACCUGCUGUGCUACAUGUACACCCUCCAGGCCCCCCAGCUGCCCAGCGUGGCCCCCCAGGUGCUGGCGGCAGCUGACAGCUACGGCUUGCCCCACCUGAAGGCCGCGUUCGAGCAGCAGGUGGCCGCACAGCUGUCGGUGGAGAACGCGGUUGCCACGGCUCUGCUCGCGCUGAGGCACUCCUGCCCCGUCCUGAAGCAGGCCGCCGUCACAUUCAUUAAGGCCCACACUCUCCAGGUGGUGAUGACGCAGGGCUGGGCAGACGCUGCAGUCAGCCACCCACACUAUGUUGUAGAGUUAACUCGACUGAUUGCAGAGCCACCUGCACAAACCAGUACCGCAGCCACUACAGAGAGCAGGUCAGCACCCAUCACUCGCUCCCACGGCGACUACGGCCAAACUGCUGUCACAGCCCCACCACACGUGGCAACCUGCCACACCCCUCCACCUGACGAUGCCACUGUACGUCGGAUGCGGAACCUUUCUCGAGAGGAGAAAGGCAGGAGGCUCAUCGAGGCAGCUCAGGAGGGAAAAAUAAAAGGGCUGAGGGCACUGCUAGCAGUGGGGACAGACGUGGGAGCGAUGGACGGGGACAGGAGGACCGCCCUGCACUGGGCAGCGUGGGAGGGACACCUGGAAGCUGCGAGGUGUCUGCUGGAGGGUGGAGCUGAGGUGGCUGCCAGGAAUGUCAGGCAGAACACACCUCUGCACUCAGCUGCAACUGCUGGCCACACAGCUGUGGUGCGACUGCUUGUGAGGUCCUCUGCUGACGCCAACGCCAACAACCUAUGGGGGUGGACGCCGCUGCACUGGGCGGCAUAUAAAGGCCACUUACAGGUGGCAACUGUACUGCUAGAGUUUGGAGCCAAUACAGAGGCUAGGGACGACGAGGGGAAUACCCCCCGUCAGCAUGCCAGGAUGAACAACCAUCAGCGACUGGUACAGUUGCUAACGAUACUUUCCCAAGAGGAGAGAGGCAGGAGGCUGAUCAAGGCAGCUAAGGAGGGAGCAGUGGAGAAGCUGCAGGCACUGCUCGCCGCGGGGGCAGAUGUGGGGGUGAGGGAUGAGGACAGGAACACUGCUCUGCACUGGGCAGUGGCCGAGGGACACGUGGGAGCAGCGAUGUGUUUGCUGGAGGCUGGGGCGGCCGUGGCCGCCAUGAACAACGAGAAGAACACACCUCUGCACUCGGCUGCAUACAGAGGACGUGAGGCCAUGGUGCAGCUGCUCGUGGCCUUCUUUGCUGAUCCCAAUGCUAGGAAUGGGGUUGGGUGGACGCCGCUGCACAGGGCCGCAUCCUAUGGCAAAGAAGAGGUGGCGGCUGCACUGCUGGAGGCAGGAGCCGACAGCCAGACGAGUGUCCACGUGGACAGUGAGUCGGCGUCUGUAGCAGCACAGGCUGUGAGCCUCCCCAGGCACGGCAGCUGGGGAAGACUCACCAGCAGCGCUGCAGCCAGCGUCGUCUCUGCACACGGGAGUCGCACGAAGGUGCUGUCUUCAGAGGCGUCCCACAUGUAUUCAUCCACAAUGGCAGCAGUUGAAGAGGUUCAACAGACCACCUGCGUGGGCCUCGGCGCCCUUCUGGACGCGGGCGAAGGCGCUGUGGUGACGCUGGUGGCGGGGGAGACGCGGCUGGCGGCGCACCGGGCCGUCCUGGCCGCCCGGAGCCCCGUGUUCCAGGCCAUGUUCCAGCACGACACGCUGGAGGCCAGCAGCGGUCAGGUCAGCAUCGCAGACGUGGAGGGCCCGGUGCUGAGGGAACUGCUGGGCUACCUGUACACCCUGCAGGCCCCCCAGCUGCCCGGCAUGGCCCCCCAGCUCCUCGCCGCUGCUGACAAAUACGGAGUCUCGGCGUUGAAGUCUAUCUGCGAGCAACAGGUGGCCGCUCAGCUGACAGUUGAGAACGCGGCAGCCGCGGCUGUGCUGGCAGUGAGACACUCCUGCCCAGACCUUACUACGGCCGUCGUCGCCUUCGUAAAGGCCCGCAACAUCCAGGUGAUGGCCACAGAGGGAUGGGCUGACGCGAUGCGGAACUGUGUUGAAGACGUGAUCGUAGUGACCAAGCUGCUCGCUGAUGCACCACCGGGUCCCAGUGCGCCGGCCACCCCCGGCACCCGCCGCCAGCCCCACAGCGACCGCGGCCGGACUCCUGCCGCAGCUGCUCCACCCACAGCUGCCCGCCACACCCCUCCACCUGAUGAGGCCGCAGUCUCUCGCUUGCGGACACUUUCUAGAAAGGAGAGAGAUAGCAGGCUGAUCCAGGCAGCUAAGCAGGGAGCAGUGGGGGAGAUGCAGGCACUGCUCGCAGCAGGGGCAGACGUGGGGGCUAGGGGCUCGGAGGGGACGACUGCUCUGCACUGGGCAGCAGUGGAGGGACGCGUCGAGGCGGUGAGAUGUCUGCUGGAGGGUGGAGCAGAAGUGGACGCCAGGAGCAAUGUGCAGAACACGCCUCUGCACUCAGCUGCAAGGUUUGGCCAUGCAGCUGUGGUUCGGCUGCUGGUCGCGGCCUCAGCUGACCCCAACGCCAGCAAUGUGGAUGGGUGGACGCCGCUACACAGGGCCGCUGCCUAUGGGCACACAGAGGUUGUGGCUGUGCUGCUGGAGGCAGGAGCUGAUAGGGGAGCGAGAGAUGACAGUGGUGCCACCCCCCGUCAUCUCGCCAGGCAGAACAACAAUCAGCAGCUGGUAGUGUUGCUGACGUGAAGCUUUCUGUACUAUGAACAUCUGGAAUAAAACAAUUAUAGCUUCA
Messenger RNA from Schistocerca americana (American grasshopper), 3301 nucleotides. Its product is annotated as ankyrin-3-like. NCBI's taxonomy places the organism in Eukaryota, Metazoa, Arthropoda, Insecta, Orthoptera, Acrididae. The record is from RefSeq and is a predicted model, not a curated record. The coding region runs from base 172 to 3255 and encodes 1027 amino acids. Gene Ontology annotation, molecular function: protein binding. The transcript is spliced from 11 exons.